Molecule: messenger RNA, 2873 nt
Organism: Catharus ustulatus (Swainson's thrush)
Lineage: Eukaryota; Metazoa; Chordata; Aves; Passeriformes; Turdidae
Gene: LRRC40
Product: leucine rich repeat containing 40
Exons: 16
Coding region: 1-1821 (606 amino acids)
Molecular function (GO): protein binding
Source: RefSeq, a predicted model, not a curated record
AUGGCGGCGGCUCGGCGGGCUCGGGCGGGCGGUGGCGGUGGCGGUUCGGGGCCGCGGUUCGGGCGGGCGGCGGAGCCGGAGCCGGCGGUGCCGCAGGGGCUGCUGCGGCUGGCGCGGCGCAGCGGGCAGCUCAACCUGGCGGGACGCGGCCUCACCCACGUGCCCGAGCACGUGUGGAGGAUCAACCUGGACACUCCGGAGGAAGCGCAGCAGAACCUGUCCUUCGGAGCUGCCGAUCGCUGGUGGGAGCAGACCGACCUGACCAAGCUGAUCCUGGCCUCCAACAAGCUGCAGAGCCUCUCGGAGGACGUGCAGCUGCUGCCUGCCCUCACCGUGCUGGAUGUGCAUGACAAUCAGCUGACAUCACUGCCUUCUGCUUUAGGGCAGCUUGAAAACCUCCAGAAACUCGAUGUCAGCCACAACCAACUGCGGAGCCUUCCCGAGGAGCUGCUGCAGCUGCCGCGGCUGAGGAGCCUCCUGCUGCAGCACAACCAGCUGAGCCAGCUGCCCGAGGGGCUGGGGCAGCUCCUGAGCUUGGAGGAGCUGGAUGUGUCCAACAAUCAGCUCACAGCCAUCCCCAGCAGCUUUGCUCUGCUGGUGAACGUGGUGAGGCUCAGCCUGGCCGGGAACCAGCUCAGGGAGCUGCCUGCAGACCUCAGUGCCAUGAGAAGCUUGAGGCAACUGGAUUGUACCAAAAAUUACCUGGAAACGGUGCCUCCUAAAUUAGCAAGCAUGGCAUCCCUGGAGCAGCUGUACCUGAGGAAGAACAAACUGCGCUCCUUGCCCGAGUUCCCCUCCUGCAAGCUACUGAAGGAAUUACACGCUGGGGAGAAUCAGAUUGAAAUGCUGAAUGCAGAGAAUCUGAAGCAGCUGAGCUCCCUGUGUGUGCUGGAGCUCAGGGACAACAAGAUCAAGGCAGUGCCCGAGGAGAUCACCCUGCUGCAGAAGCUGGAGAGACUCGACCUGGCCAACAAUGACAUCAGUAGGUUGCCUUACACCCUGGGGAACCUCCCUCAGCUGAAGUUCCUGGCACUGGAGGGAAAUCCUUUGAGAACCAUUCGGAGAGACCUGCUGCAAAAAGGCACCCAAGAGCUGCUGAAAUAUCUGAGAAGCAAAAUCCAAGAUGAAGCCCCUGGCCCCAAUGAGGAACCUCCUGUGACAGCCAUGACUCUCCCCAGCCAGUCCAAGGUCAACAUCCACGCCAUAACCACCCUGAAAUUAUUGGAGUACAGUGACAAGCAGGCUGCAGAGAUCCCCGAGGCCGUGUUCGAUGCCGUGGGCUCCAACCCCGUGGCCACCGUGAACUUCAGCAAGAACCAGCUCAGGGAGAUCCCCCCGAGGCUCGUGGAGCUGAAGGACUCAGUUUGUGAUGUCAGCCUGGGCUUCAACAAAAUCUCCUCCAUUUCCUCAGGGCUGUGCCUGCUCCAAAAGCUGACCCAUCUGGAUCUCAGAAACAACCUUCUGACAGCCUUGCCUGAGGAGAUGGAGGCACUGAAAAGGCUGCACACAAUAAAUCUUGCUUUUAAUAGGUUUAAGGUGUUCCCCAGUGUCCUGUAUCAGCUCCCAGCCCUGGAGACCAUCCUGCUCAGCAACAACCAGGUGGGAUCCAUCGACCCUGUGCAGCUGAAGGGUUUGGACAAGCUGGGAACUCUGGACCUGCAGAACAACGACCUCCUGCAGGUGCCCCCAGAGCUGGGCAACUGUGAGAGCCUCAGGAGCCUGCUGCUGGAGGGGAACCCGUUCCGCACGCCCCGCGCCGCCGUGCUGGCCAAGGGCACGGCUGCAGUGCUGGAAUACCUGAGGAGCCGCAUCCCCUCCUGAGCCUGGGCACCCCUCAGAGCCCUGGGCACCCCUCAGAGCCCUGGGCAUCCCUCCUGAGCCUGGGCACCCCUCAGAGCCCUGGGCAUCCUUCCUGAGCCCUCCUGAGCCCUGGGCAUCCCCUCUGAGCCCUCCUGAGCCUGGCCUGGCCAAGGGCACGGCUGCAGUGCUGGAAUACCUGAGGAGCCGCAUCCCCUCCUGAGCCUGGGCACCCUUCCUGAGCCCUGGGCAUCCCUCAGAGCUCUGGGCAUCCUUCCUGAGCCCUGGGCAUCCUUCCUGAGCCCUGGGCAUUCCUCCUGAGCCUGGGCACCCUUCCUGAGCCCUCCUGAGCCUGGGCAUCCUUCCAGAGCCUGGGCAUCCCCUCAGAGCCCUGGGCAUCCCUCAGAGCCCUGGGCAUCCCCUCCUGAGCCCUGGGCAUCCCCUCAGAGCCCUGGGCAUCCCUCCUGAGCCUGGCCUGGCCUGGGGCAUGGCUGCAGUGCUGGAAUCCCUGCAGAGCCACAUUCCAGCCCCACAGGAGCAGCCAGGUCCCCCCCUGUCCCCCCAGCACCGCUGGCUCCACUGCCUGCAUCCUUCUGCUCCUGGCUGGGGCUCUGCCCAGCCUCCAGCCUUUGUUGCAGUGCUCAGAACCCAGCUGGGAAACAUUCCCUGCCCUCUGCAUGUUCCAGCAGGGAUUUGUGCAUCCCACACUCUGUUUACACUGCCUGUGACAGGGCAGCAAGGAGAGCUGCCUUCAGCACAGCCAGCUGUUCCCUGCAGCUGGGCUGGCCUUUGGGGACUUGUGGCCAUCAAAAAUUGGGGCCAAAGGCAGAGGGAACACUUCUGUGCUUUUUGUAUCCCUGUUUGGUCUUGUCUCACCCUGGAGUGGCUGUGGUGGAGUGUUUGAGGUGUGAGAGGUGCCCCAGGUGUGUGCAGGGCUCAGCUGAGAGGGGAUGGGGCUGGUGCUGCACCCACACAAUAAAUGUUCCUUGGAUUUCUGCCUUGGCUCCUUCGAGCUGUAACUGAGCUUUGGAGAUGGGAACAGUGAGAACUUCUCUUGAUAAAAACUCUUCCAAAUG